AUGCGCGUCGGCAACCGUGGACCUGGCCGCUGUACGUCGUGGCCUGCGGGAAGACGCCCUUCGCACGGGCAAGAUGGAGGAGGUGCACAGGGGCACAGCGAGGGCCGACGAUUUCCAGAUACGCGAUGGUUGCUCCUCCACAGGGAGCACUCUACGUGCGGCGAAGACGACCUCCGCGCAAGGGCCCAUGCCAGCAGAGUAUUUCGACGACUGAGCUCUUCACACCCACUCUUUCAGCCAGCACAUUCCAGGGGUUCGCCCUCGGACGAGGAACAGGCACCAGUCCCGAGCUCCCAGGUGGAUAACAAGCGGCAAGACCUGGAAAUCAAAGACAGCAGCGGAAUUGACGCCACCAAGCUGAGUCGCUUUGUUCGGAUCAAUGAACUCCGCUGGGUAACCGAGUACAACCCUAUGACUGCAGUAGGUCUCUUUAAUAGCACCAUUCAGACCCACCUUCUCUUGUUCACUGACAAGUCAUCCCCAAAGCAUGGGGAGAUGAUGGACAAGUAUCGUGAAGCAGCAGUUCUCUUCCAAGGGAAGAUUCUAUUUAUCUCAGUGGACGUCCGUGCAAAGGGCAAUGACAGGGUUAUGUCUUAUUUUCACCUGAAGAAGUCUCAGCUGCCUGCACUGGCUGCAUUCCACACUCCAGAUGAGGAGCAGGAGGUGCUGUCCGUGGAUGAAGUCUCCCUGGAGACUGUAAGGGGUUUUUGCAAUGGUUUCUUACGGAGAAAGGAAUUGAAAGAAAACUCUAAGCCAGAGGAUAAGAUCUUCAAAGAGGAACUCUGACUCUGUUCCAACAGCCUCUAGCCACAACCUAAUUCCUGCUGUAGUUCUGUGCAUACUCUUGUCCUGGGGGGUUGGGGGAUAAUCAGCAGCAACCAACAGUCACACAACAGAAAUGUGCCAGACCAUGUCAGCUGAGUUCAAUACUUCCUUGAUUCUCCCAUAAUGCUCACAUUGGCCAGACCCACACUAUACCUCUGGCUUUCACCAGAGAUAUAUGGGAACUGUAGGGUUAUUUGGGAGAAGUCAUGUGCUUUACAUGUGCAUUGAAUAUGCUUUAAAGGUAUAGUCUGGGUCUGCCCAUUGCCUUUCCUACUUUACCAGCUCCAUCUUUUCAGUUUUGUUCUUUGAUAAUUCAAGCUCUGCCCUGUUUUGCAAACAAUGAGAUUAAGGGCUGCUGGGAUCUGCUAGCUUUGGGCAGGCUGCCAGGUAGUUGGCUCUUG
Messenger RNA from Podarcis muralis (Common wall lizard), 1226 nucleotides. The record is from RefSeq and is a predicted model, not a curated record. Lineage: Eukaryota; Metazoa; Chordata; Lepidosauria; Squamata; Lacertidae.